AGGACGCCGCCGGCGCGCGUGCGCGCAGCCGCGGUGCGGCCAGUCUGCGUGCGGGAGUGGGAGGCGGCGGCCCUGCGACUCCGGCCUUAUCGGCUGACCGCUCAGUGAUACGCUUCGGAGCCAUGAACCGGUUUGGUACCCGGUUGGUGGGAGCCACGGCGACCCCGUCGCCGCCCCCGAAAGCCCGCAGUAAUGAGAACCUGGACAAAAUCGAUAUGUCUCUGGAUGAUAUUAUCAAAUUGAAUAGAAAGGAAGGAAAGAAGCAGAAUUUUCCGAGACUAAAUAGAAGACUCCAGCAAAAUAGUGCUCGGCAAUUCAGGAUGAGAGUACGGUGGGGAAUCCAGCAGAAUUCUGGUUUUGGUAAAACUAGUCUGAGCCGAAGAGGAAAAGUAAUGCCUGGGAAGAGAUGUCCUUAUGGAGUUAUCACUGGCCUUGCAGCUAGAAAAGCAACUGGAAUUCGAAAAGGAGUUAGUCCUAUGAAUCGUCCACCUCUAAGUGACAAGAAUAUAGAACGAUAUUUUCCAGUAUUAAAAAGGAAAGCAAACCUUCUGAGACAAAAUGAAGUGCAAAGGAAACCAGCUGCAGUUCUCAAGAGACCUAACCAGUUAAACAGAAAAAAUAACAUUCCAGCUAAUUUUACCAGGAGUGGAAAUAAAUUAAGCCAUCAGAAAGACACUCGUCAGGCAACUUUUCUUUUCCGAAGAGGCCUGAAGGUUCAGGCCCAGUUGAACACAGAACAACUGUUAGACGAUGUAGCAGCAAAGAGAACUCGUCAGUGGCGUACUUCCACCACAAAUGGAGGAAUUUUGACUGUGUCCAUUGACAAUCCUGGAGCAGUACAGUGCCCAGUAAAUCAGAAACCACGAUUAACUCGUACUGCUAUACCCUCAUUCUUGACAAAACGGGAACAAUCCGAUGUAAAGAAAGUUCCUAAAGGUGUCCCUCUACAAUUUGACAUAAAUAGUGUUGGGAAACAGACAGGGAUGACUUUGAAUGAAAGAUUUGGAAUCCUGAAGGAACAAAGAGCCACUCUCACAUACAACAAAGGAGGAAGCCGCUUUGUCACUGUGGGAUAGAUCCCACGUCAAAGGACCUUUUGAGUGAUGACUCUGAGAAGUUGAAUUGCUUGAAGAGUUCAUCACAGAAAUUCAAGAAUCUUUACUUCAAAAUAUUCACAAGGCUAAAUAACUCUUAUUUUUGAAGUUUUUUUUUUUUUAAACAUGUAUAAAAUAAUGCCCUGAAAGGUAACAGGGAGUAUACCUAUCUGUUCUUAAAGAUUUCAUGGUUGGCCCAGGCAGAAUAAUUUUCUGUUGACUUCCUUGGUUCCUCAUGCAGAAGAUGAAUGAAAGAAAGAAGAAAAGAAAGAAACAGAAAGAGAUUAUUUUUAUGAUAGUGAUAUUUAGGAUCUUACGUGUUUGCUCACUUUUUAGACUUUGCCAUGGUAAAACUUUGUCUUCUGUAAUACGAGUAGGUCCCUUUGUUGCUGUCACUUAUCCUUUAAAGAGUGUUGAUAUACUAAGUACAGUUGCCUUUUCUUCAUUAGACACAUUUUUUAAAACCUUAUGAGAAUUCCAGUUUUGGCUUUUAAGAUUUAUAGAACUAUCUGGAACAGGGUUCAUUUUUCAGGUGGUGUUAAGUUAGACUCCUGGAGUUGUAAAUCUUUAGUGCUGAACUUUUAACAAAAAAAUGUGGUUCUUGGCAUUAGUCUCAGUUUAAAAUGUUGGUGUAUGAAGGCUGUAAAUGCACGCUUACAGAGUUAUCCGAUAGGACACUGGAAAAGGUCCAGUGUGAAAAGCUGAGUUUGUGUUUAAUAAUGAAGAAAGCAUGUGAGGAAGGAGCAGGUUGAAGGACCAGAAACUUAGGUGAAAAGCUUCAAAACCCAGGUCAUAGAUAAACUCUGGAUUUAGUAUAGUCUUGAGUCUAGUGUCUUCAGAUUCUUCUUCAAGUGAUAUUUAGAAUUUUAGUUUUAAAAAUGCAUUGAAUCCCUUAGAUAUUUUGAUAGUAAAAUUAAUAGCCUUACAGUCCUACACUUUCUUAUUCAAAAAGUUAAAAUUUAUAAGCUUACUAAAUUGAAUAAUUUAUAGCUCCAGAAAGAAAAAUAUGUCAGAAAGAAAAAAAUGUGUAAAAUUACAAUAGAGUUACAUUGUAACCUUUGUUGUAUACCUUCCACUCAGAUUUUUUGUAUGAUAUAAAAUUCAGGCAUUUAGGCGAGAAAGAACUUUUCUUCCUGUACUCUGGAGAGGUGGGAGGUGUUAAGUCUGUUGUGCCAAGAUAGUGCUGAGAGUCUUCAGAAAUUGUGUACUACAAAUUACAGUAAAAUGCCAAAAUAUAGAAAAAUAUUCCAGCUGAAAAUUAGCAAGUUUGGUCAUUUUGAAGCUUGACUUUUUGGUUUAUCAUAAUGUUCACAUUUCUAAGUAGGUGUUUUUCUCUGGCUUAUUUUAUUAGUGUUGACUUUUCCUAUAAAACAAAACAAAACAUUAUCACCCCUGCCUACCUUGCAUUGUAUACUAGAUUUUAUUGUCUCCUAUGUUCCUUGGGUUACUUACUGGUCUAUGCUAGCCAUGGGAAGCUAUCAGUAACAGUUUCAUGUUUAUACCAAAGAAAUCUGAUCCUUAAUAUCCGAUAUUUUGCCAGUACUUCACUUGAUAAGGGAUUAUUGGAACCCAGUCACAGAAUUUGAAAAUAAACUCUAGCUCUUCUUAGCAAUUUGAAUCUUUUCAUAGAGGCCAAAGACUCACUGCAAAACAUUUUUGCAAAUAUGAAUAUUUAAUAUUUGAUCCAAGAACAAUAUAUUUUAGACUGCCUGGAAUUACUGGUAGCUUAUUUUAAAGGAAAGGAAAAACAACUGAACAUGAGUUUGCAGUCUUUAGAACAGUUUUUGAAAAUAUAGUAUAAAAGGGUUCUCAUUUUCCUCUUAUUUUAAAUAUUACUAUAAAGAGAUAUUGUUAUGUCAUUUUUUUAGAAGACCUUAAAAACUGCCCCAAAUGUUGGCAUUAAGUGCAUCAAAUAACAAAGUGUCUUUGCUAUAUUAAACUUUUGCAAUUCAUGCAUCUGUAAUUUUCUUUUAAAGUAAGUUUUGCCUUUGGUACAACUAAAUUAAAACUCUUGAGUGCUAGCAUGUUGUAUAUAAACAAAACAAUAUGCUUUGUUGGGAUACUUCCUUUCUUGGAAUGUGGUUGUAGUCAUCCUUGUUCAGUUCUUAAAAUAUUUUUUCUUAAACAGGAUGCAACUUAAAAUUUUCUUUGCAUCAAGGUGUAUGCAAAACAUUGAUGCAGUGCAUCACAAAGUGAAAGUUUGUAUUUAAUGAGGAGGUGCUUCACACUAUUUGGUGUUUUUUGGAAAAGUUACAUUUAGCUCUAUUCUGAAGCUGUUCAUUUUUAACAAAUAAAAUGUAACAGGUUUCACAUGA
Messenger RNA from Heterocephalus glaber (naked mole-rat), 3409 nucleotides. RefSeq names its product forty-two-three domain containing 1 (gene Fyttd1). The record is from RefSeq and is a predicted model, not a curated record. Gene Ontology annotation, cellular component: nuclear speck. Lineage: Eukaryota; Metazoa; Chordata; Mammalia; Rodentia; Bathyergidae. Gene Ontology annotation, molecular function: mRNA binding. Gene Ontology annotation, biological process: mRNA export from nucleus.